Messenger RNA from Nilaparvata lugens (brown planthopper), 3118 nucleotides. RefSeq names its product protein SMG7. Bases 225 to 2492 code for a protein of 755 amino acids. The transcript is spliced from 14 exons. Gene Ontology annotation, cellular component: telomerase holoenzyme complex. The record is from RefSeq and is a predicted model, not a curated record. Gene Ontology annotation, biological process: nuclear-transcribed mRNA catabolic process, nonsense-mediated decay. Lineage: Eukaryota; Metazoa; Arthropoda; Insecta; Hemiptera; Delphacidae. Gene Ontology annotation, molecular function: protein binding; telomeric repeat DNA binding; telomerase RNA binding.
AGCUCGUUGGUCUGUGUUCAUCUUUUCGUCUGCAAGCUCACAUCAAGGAGCGGUUCGGGAUUCAGAAUAGUUAUUAUUUUGUUUAUUGUAGAUCUCAUUGUUGCUUUUAUUUCAUUUUUAGUAAUGAUUCUUCACAACAGAUAAAUUUUCUACAUAUCACAUUGAAUAUGGAGUCAUUCAGAACUAGUAAAGGUGUUCCCAGAAUAUUGUGAGACUAUUGAGAUAUGGGAUUGAGAGCUGCUGUACAAGCUCUGAAGAAAGCAGAACGUUUGAAAGAAAAAGUAGCAAACUCAAAGGAUCCUCUAAAUGACAAAGAGGCUUGGAUUUGCCAACAACAACUGCAGAGAAUAUACCAACAAGUGCUGAUUAUUGAUUUGGAGUAUGCGCUUGAUAAGAAGGUUGAACAGGAUCUGUGGAAUCAUGGAUUCAAAAAGCAUAUCGGAACACUGCAAGCUCUGGCAAAGGAUAAAAAGUCCAGGAAAAAUUCUUUGUUUGGAAACUUUAGAAAAUCGAGAGCGAUUCAAUUUGUUAAUAAGCCACAUAAAAACUCGUGCUACUACAUUUGUCAGCAUUGUCUGGUUCAUUUGGGAGACAUCGCCAGAUAUCGCAACCAAUGUCGGCAGGCUGAAGCCUUCUAUAGGUCUGUUCUAUAUUGUAGUAUUAUGUCUCAUUUUUGUAAAUUUUGUAUAAAUGGGAUUCCAUCACAACUGGAGCUGAUCGCCCUUUCAAACUCUUCACUACCUCCUCCAAUUCCUGCCUUGAGACCGGUUGCAGUUGAAAUUCAGAGUCCGCAGCAUGUUCAUCAUCUCUCACUACUGGUGCAUCCUGGGUUAAAUGUCGAAGGUCGUACGAAGUUGACAAGCUCGGAAUAUGUGAUGCUAUUUCUGAAAUUGCAUGCCAUGUUGCAUCUGUCGUCGGAGCUGGACAGCUGUGCCGGAUAUGUCCAAUUGCUGACUGAAACACUAACAGCUCACAUUGCAACUCAGUCCUUCAGCUCCUGCAAACUUGUCCAAAUGUUAACCAUCAACAUAUUUGCAUAUCAUCAUUCGAUUCGUGAUGCAGACAAUGAUCUCCAACUGACUGCCAACGAAAAAAGGAUUCGUAGUCUGGUGACUCACUUGAUCGCUGGGUCGCUUAAUGCGUUUCUGCUCCCCGUCUACACCUUGAAACACGAAAGCUCCAUGCUAGACUACUUUGCGUUACCAGCCAUUAAACUCACCAUGGAAUGGAUACGCUUGGAGCCUGAAGCGUUAGCCGAAAUGGGUUUCACGAAGCGUUUGCAAAUUUGGCCAGGACUUUGUCGACUGUUGAACGGAUUGCAAACUUCCAUCCAACAUUUUUCGAAAAACUCGUAUUCAGAUGUACCUCUACCCGAGGAUAGGGACCUGCAGGGCUUCAAGCUGCUCGAAAAGUCUUUCAAUGGACUGAACUUCGGCAGUAAAGAAACAGACGCCAAAAUCUUGAUGAAACUGAGAUCAAGUCGACUUGUGGAAUUGGGCAAAUGGAUUGCUCAAUUGGAUCAGCCCAAACUGAUUACUGCCAAAGUGAGUGAGGACAGCACUAUAUUUGAGGCGAUGGGCGGCAGUGGCAGGGGGUGCCAGGCCUCUCCCUCCACCGAGCUGCUGAGAGUGCUCGAGGAGCUGAGCCUCACCAAGGGGGACGACUCCCCCCGUUCCUCUUGCGACACACCCUCCAGUAGCACACCCGAACUCAACAACCCUGCCGCGCAGCUGCUUGCUGCAUUCCAAACUGUUCAAGAAAAGCGAGCUGGUAUUUUAAAGCCUCAGCCAAGUUCGGAAGAAUCCGGAACAAGAGGAAGAACACGCCAAAAUGUUGCUUUGCAAGCAAUCUUGAAGCGCACGCAAGAACAGGAAAUGAAACAGGUAAAAUUCAAAACCCCGUCACCGAGUCCCCCACCGCAACCGCCCCCGACUGCCCCUAAACCGCCUCCGCCGCAGCUGCAACCGCCGUUCACGUUCCCGCCCACUCCACCAAUGUCGAACGCUUUCCACUUUCCGCCGCCUCCGCCCGCCACCGCGCUUGACACGCGGUUUCCGCCGCCUCCGACCGUGUUUGCCGCUCCGCCCCCGACCAACCCCUGGCAGGGGCAAGAUGAGAAGCGGCAGCCGCCGCCUCCGCUCUGGUGGACUUCGGCCACCGCAGACAGACAAGUGCCGCCCCACUCGCCUAGGGAACCUGCCAACAGGUCACCAUUCAAAACACACAUUUCACUAACAUUAACUUACUACAAAAUAUUGAAAGGUGACCCAUCUCAUAUGGGUAAUACAUUUUCUCCGACUUACUCGCUGUUCAGUGGAGCAUGGGCAUCUCAUCAGCAGCCGACAGCGUCUGCGUCCACUGCUACUGCUACAACACUCGUCAACAUUGGCCAACAGUCUUUGUGGUCUGGUCCGGGGCCGUCGCCGCUUGAGAGGCUACUGGAACAGCAGAAACAGCUGCGAGAAGGUCCGGCGCCUAAAGGAGGAACCUGAGACACUAGUCAAGGCAAACAAGUCGCCGGCUAAACGCCAACCACAUGAGUCCAUUCACCUGACAUGUUCAGUAGCAGCGGGUUUUCAAACUGGCCGUUUUCAUUCAUAGAUGUUCACUCAUUCUGUGGCCCCAUUUCUGUUCGAUGUUUUACAUGUGUAUCGAAAGAACGUGCUAUCCCAAAGCCUACUGUCAUGCUACUAUGCUGGAAAUCAACUGAAUCGAGAGAGAACUACUACUGUAUUCAUAUGGACUGAACCUGGUUCAUUCGCCUUGUGUAUAACUGUACUAAAAUACCUCUAAACAAGAAUUACAACAAACACAAUUAUACAAUUACCAGGAUCAUCUUAUACCAGAGGAUCGGACACAUACGCAUCUAUUAUUAUUUAGAAAAAAAUCUUUGAUUAAUCUUGGAGAAUUGUUAAAAUGAUGAAGCGUACUAAAGAUUCUGAGUAGAAUCUUUAUUCACAAAGAAUGACUCUUAGAAGAAUCGUUAUCUACAAAUAAUGAAAACUAUGCGUUUGUAGGUUAGAAAUGGACUGAAAAAUAACGUAAAAAAUUGAUACCCAUAUUGAUGACGAUUAGCCUAGUUUGACAAUAUCACGAAUAUGAAUAGGCUAUGGAAUAU